This is a messenger RNA of Ctenocephalides felis (cat flea), 1825 nucleotides long. RefSeq lists its product as uncharacterized. Gene Ontology annotation, biological process: spindle assembly; meiotic cell cycle; mitotic cell cycle. Gene Ontology annotation, molecular function: gamma-tubulin binding; microtubule minus-end binding. The record is from RefSeq and is a predicted model, not a curated record. The coding region runs from base 14 to 1804 and encodes 596 amino acids. Gene Ontology annotation, cellular component: spindle pole; equatorial microtubule organizing center; centrosome. Lineage: Eukaryota; Metazoa; Arthropoda; Insecta; Siphonaptera; Pulicidae. The transcript is spliced from 10 exons.
AAUUAAAAACUUUAUGAUGGAAUUGGAAAAUAAAGUAAGAGCACAAGAUGAUGUGUUCACUAUCUUGACAUUAAGAACAAAUUUAGUCCCCUAUAUGGACAAAAUUCAUACGUUAAAUAUCAUUCAUAAGGACUGCAUUCUAGAUUGGCACAGCACACCUGCAAAUGUAUGUGUUACUAAUUUAUUAACAAAGCUGUACAAUAAUUGUCAUAUUGCUGAAGCAGAAAUUGCCUCAUUUAGCUUUAUCAUUUUUGUAAACUGUAUAAAAGUUUAUUUGAAUAUAAUAACAUUGUGGUUGAAUUCCGGGGGUUUGGAAGAUUGGCAAGAUGAAUUCACUAUAGCUAGCGAAAAUAAAGCUAAUGAUAAACUGGGCGAUUAUUAUCUAAGAAGUAUGGAUGAAUAUGAAAUUUAUAAACAGAAUCAAAUGCUAAGCACUCUCAUGAAUAAAGUUUUAAAUGCUGGACAAAGUAUUAGAAUCCUGCAAAAACUUGGGCAUAUUAAAGAUAUUUCAAAAACAACAAAAUUAAAAGAAAAUUUAUUCAAAUCCUUCUUCCGUGAAAUAUUACAAGCCUUGCCACCAAAUUUAAAUAGAAAUCAAUUUUUUCGAAAAACUGGCAUUAACAAUGAACCAAAUAAAUUAUUGUUUAUGCCAGAUAUUCAUAAUUCUUUAUUAAAAGAAGUUUUCAAGAGACAUGUGAGAGAGAUUCGACCACGUAUAAUCUACAAUGAAGAAACAAAUUAUGUUGAUGAAUUAUGUGCCAGAAUGAAAUUGGCACCGAGUCGUCCAUUAGAAUCUAUAUUGGAUAAAGCUUUAAACGAAGUUCUAGAAAGCAAUUGCAACGAAACAUGCAAAUUAGUAGUAACAGUUUUGAAAGAAGAUUUUGAUCUUAGUAAACAUUUGGAUGCAUUGCAGAAUGUGAUGAUAAAUCAGACAGCAGGAAUAUUAUUUAAUUUCUACUUUCAGUUAUUCACUGAGAUGGAUGAGGGCGAUGAAUGGCAAAGUCCUUAUUAUAUGAACUGUAAACUAGAAGCAUUUCUUUCGUAUACUAAAUUCUGUAAUUUGACACAUUUAUUUUGUGUUCAUUUAACGAAUCCAUCAGCAACUUAUACCAGUAAAUUAAAAGCAUUGAGUGAUAUAAAGGUAUCAUACAGCAUAGUAUAUCCAAUAUCUUUGGUUAUUUCUGAAAGAAUCUUAAAAAAAUAUGAUGAAUGUAUGCAAUUUUUAUUGAAACUUAAUUGGUGUACAUGGGCAUUAAGAAAUUUGAUAUUUUCAAAUGGACUUAGACGCCAUACUUACGUUCGAGCUGUAGAGGUGGUAUCAAAGAGAUUGCAAGUUCUUAGAUAUUGGCUAUUGCAUAGUAUAGGUUCUGUUUACAGUUACAUAUACGGCCAAGUUCUAACUGUAGCAAAGGCUUGCUUACAAAACAAGAUGGAAUCAGCCAUAGCGCAUGAGGACCUUUAUUGCGCCCACGAACAAUUUAUUAAUUAUGUUCACGAUCAUUGUUUUCUAAGUAAAAAAUAUAAAGCAGUGUUAAAUGUUAUAUUACAGCUUUUUCAAAUGGUUGAAGUGAUACGUUCAGAGUGGGUACACAAAUUUGAAAAUACAUAUGGCUUCAGUGAUAGUCAUUAUUAUGACGUUGUAAAGGAUUUUGAACAAAUUUGCACUAUGGAAACUAUAUUCGUCAGAUGCCAUUCUUACCUCCAUUCAGUUUCUCAAAAAAGCUCUCAGGAUAACAAUGCACUGAGUAAUCUCUGCUGCGCUUUUGAUUUCGAUAUACCUAAAGCAUAUAGCAAUAUCACAUGAAGAUAUAUCAAUUUUAAUAUU